Acanthosepion pharaonis is the source of this 1782-nucleotide messenger RNA. NCBI's taxonomy places the organism in Eukaryota, Metazoa, Mollusca, Cephalopoda, Sepiida, Sepiidae. The record is from the annotation of a GenBank genome assembly.
AUGACACAUGAGACUGAGAAUAUGGAAUCUAUCUAUCUAUCUAUCUAUCUAUCUAUCUAUCUAUCUAUCUAUCUCAGUUUUUUGAGGGAAAAUAUUUUACUUGACUUUUCCGUGACUUUCACUUUUCCUUCAAUUUCUUUCUUUCUUUCUUUCUUUCUUUCUUUCUUUCUUUCUUUCUUUCUUUCUUUCUUUUGUAUCCCAUUCUUUCUUUAUUUCUUUCUUUCUUUCUCUCUCUUUCUUUCUUUCUUUCUUUCUUUUUUCUUUUUACCUUACGUUGAAACUUUAUUAUUUAUAGUCUCCCUUUCUUGUGUAUAUUUUCUUCCAAUCUUUUGCUAUACGGUUCCGUCAUUUAAUGUGUUUAUUUUACCUCGAUUGAAUCCUUCUUUCUUUCUUUCUUUCUUUCUUUCUUUCUUUCUUUCGUUCGUUCGUUCGUACUUUCAUUAUUCCGUUUAUUCGUUCGUUUUUACUUUCAUUCUUUCUUUCUUUCUUUUUUCUUUCUUUCUUUUGCUAUACGCUGUUUCAUUUGCCUUGGUUCCUUUAUACGUCAAAGUAUUCUUUCUUUCUUUCUUUCUUUCGUUCGUUCGUUCGUACUUUCAUUCUUCUGUUUGUUCUUUCGUUUGUACGUUCAUUGUUUCUUUCUUUCUUUCUUUUUUCUCUCUUUCUUUCUUUUGCUAUUCGCUUCAUUUGCCUUGGUUCCUUUAUACGUCGAAGUAUUCUUUCUUUCUGUUUGCUAUUCAUGGAAUGCUUUCUUAUCAAUUUUGUCUUUCUCUAUUGAUCUAUAAAUACACAAAAUUUGAUUUCUCAACAGAUCCAGAAUUUUCUACGAUUUUCCGUUUGAUUUUUCAUCUAUUUUCUGCCAAUCUAUCAUUCUGCCCAAAUUUAUCAAUCAUUUUAAGAAGCCAUCUUUGUUCAGGUCUCCCAGUCUAUCUCUGUUCAGAUCUACACUUGUCUCCUAUCGCAAUUAAUUUAGAUCCCUAUCUAAUAAUAUAUGUCAUCAGUAUUUUCCCCACUGGUUUACUAUCUAUCUAUCUAUCUAUCUAUCUAUCUAUCUAUCUAUCUAUCUAUCUAUCUAUAUAUAUAUAUAUAUAUAUAUAUAUAUAUAUAUAUAUUAAUCCAUUUUUAUUUCUUUCUUUUUUCUAUCUAUCUAUCUAUCUAUCUAUCUAUCUAUCUAUCUAUCUAUCUAUCUAUCUAUCUAAUAAUCUAUCUAGCUAUCUCAGUUUGUCCGUAACUAUCUAUCUAUCUAUCUUAAUCACUAUUUCCUCUCUUUCUUUUUUCUAUCUAUCUAUCUAUCUAUCUAUCUAUCUAUCUAUCUAUCUAUUUAUCUAUCAACAUAUAUAUAUAUAUAUAUAUAAUAAUGUCACUAUCUAUCUAUCUAUCUAUCUAUCUAUCUAUCUAUCUAUCUAUUUAUCUAUCUAUCUAAUAAUGUCAUUAUCUAUCUAUCUAUCUAUCUAUCUAUCUAUCUUAAUCAUAUUUUCUCUCUUUCUUUUUCUAUCUAUCUAUCUAUCUAUCUAUCUAUCUAUCUAUCUAUCUAUCUAUCUAUCUAAUAAUGUCAUUAUCUAUCUAUCUAUCUAUCUAUCUAUCUAUCUUAAUCAGUAUUUUCUCUCUUUUCUUUUUUAUUUCUUUCUAUCUAUCUAUCUAUCUAUCUAUCUAUCUAAUAAUUAUUUCUCUUUUUUUUCUAUCUAUCUAUCUGUUCAUCUAAUAAUGUUCAUCUAUCUAUCUAUCUAUCUAUGUAUCUAUCAUCUAUCUAUCUAUCUAUCUCUUUCUCUCUCUCUUUUAUUGUAG